Molecule: messenger RNA, 261 nt
Organism: Uncinocarpus reesii 1704
Lineage: Eukaryota; Fungi; Ascomycota; Eurotiomycetes; Onygenales; Onygenaceae
Exons: 2
Coding region: 1-261 (86 amino acids)
Source: RefSeq, a predicted model, not a curated record
AUGGCUUCCGUCUCCAAACUCCGUCGAAUCCUCAUCACCAGCACCCUAUCCGUCGCCAUCGCAUCCGGCGCACUCUACGGAGCAAGCUUAAAAAUGAGACAGGAUUCGAAGAAGGAGAAGAUUGGCGCUUUGUUGGUGGUCCGAGAAGGGUUGGUGCGGAAAAAGGAGAUGUUGGAGGGACAGAUCCGCGAGGUCGAAGAGAGGGAGAAGAAGCGGGCGGAUAGUGCUGGUGGCAGCGGCGGUGGUAGGAGAGGAGGCUGA